This is a messenger RNA of Trachymyrmex cornetzi, 897 nucleotides long. RefSeq lists its product as uncharacterized. NCBI's taxonomy places the organism in Eukaryota, Metazoa, Arthropoda, Insecta, Hymenoptera, Formicidae. Bases 275 to 610 code for a protein of 111 amino acids. The record is from RefSeq and is a predicted model, not a curated record. The transcript is spliced from 2 exons.
GGGUAAUAGCGCUAAAUUAAAACAUGCAGAAUUUAGGAUAAGCAGAUCGACUGUUAAUAAAAUAGUGAGUGAGACUUGUCAGGCAAUUUGGACAGUGUUACAACCAAUUGUUUUGAAACCUUCUAGUAAAGAAGACUGGAAAUCCAUAAGUGAAGAGUUCAUGGAAAAAUGGCAGUUUCCAAACUGCCUAGGAGCACUAGAUGGGCGUCAUAUGAGAAUUUAGGCCCCGCCCAAUUCUGGAUCAGCAUUCUAUAAUUACAAACAAUUUUUCAGUAUGGUAUUACUUGCCAUCUGCGAUGCAACAUACAAGUUUACAUGGAUUGAUAUUGGGCAAUAUGGUUCUAUAAGUGAUGGUGGAGUAUGGGCCAAUACUGAAUUUGCAAGUAAUCUAGCUGCAGGCAAUAUAUUCUUACCAGAUCCCACACUACUUCCAGGGACAAAUAUUCCUUUUCCCUUUGUUUUUAUUGGCGAUGAGGCUUUCCCAUUGUCAACACAUAUGAUGCGGCCCUAUCCGCGUAAAAAGCUGACUGAUGACAUGAGGAUCUUUAAUUAUCGCUUGUCACGUGCACGGCGCACAAUAGAGAAUACUUUUGGCAUUUUGACUGCGUGAUGGCGUAUCUUACACAAACCUCUUUGUAUGUCAACAACUAACUGCGAAAAUUUGUUGAAAAACCUCCUCUGCCUACACAAUUUUAUUAUGCUUGGGGAAGAACAGGAAAAUAUGAACAAUCGUCGAUAUUGUACAACACAUUUAAUUGAUAUGGAGGAAGAAGAUGGUAGCAUUAGAGAAGGACAAUGGAGGAGACAUUUUUCUCCAUACUUUGUAGAAGUCGGCCGAAUGGGUGCUAACCGUGCAGAUUCUGUGUAGCGAAGGAAAUGAGAAAUACUCUUAAAAAA